Messenger RNA from Drosophila persimilis, 2114 nucleotides. RefSeq names its product phosphate-regulating neutral endopeptidase. The transcript has a single exon. The record is from RefSeq and is a predicted model, not a curated record. NCBI's taxonomy places the organism in Eukaryota, Metazoa, Arthropoda, Insecta, Diptera, Drosophilidae. Bases 37 to 1941 code for a protein of 634 amino acids. Gene Ontology annotation, biological process: protein processing. Gene Ontology annotation, molecular function: metalloendopeptidase activity. Gene Ontology annotation, cellular component: plasma membrane.
UCUCAUACACAUUUCAGUGGCAAGCGAGUGAACAACAUGAAAUGGUGCUGGAAUCUGCUGUGUUCCUUCCUUCUGCUGGAAUUGGCUCCCAUCCAAGCGUUUGUGGACAUAAACAUGCUCACGGCUCUCCAGAUACAUAAGAACCUCAACGGAUCUGAAGAUCCCUGCAGGAAUUUCUGGAACUAUGCCUGCGGUAACUAUUCGGCAGCUAAUGGCACCAAAUAUGUGGAUAACUUCCAACUGGUUGAGGAUCUGUACGCCCAGGCCAUGGUGGAGUUCAUGGAGAGUGAGGGAGAGCUCAUCGAGAGUGAUUUGGUAUUGAAUGAAGAACCAGCGGCGCGACUGUUGGCCCAGAUGCGAGCCUACUACAAGGCCUGCACCAAGGAUCAAGAGAUAGACUGGUCAGAGGCAGAUCUCCAUUCGCUGGAGCCCAACGAUUGGGCGCUCGAAACGGCUAAGUUCCGUAGACACGGAUUGAAUGCAGUGUUCUUUGACGAGCGCGUAGAUGUCGAAACCAACGAUUCGCUGCGUCCGGUGGUGCAGCUCAAGAUGCCCGCUCUCAGUAACAACUACAGCGAGCGACGUGCCCUGCAGGUCCUUCAACGCAAUCACUCUGGAAGCGUAGAAGGAAUCUCCAGGCUGGUGGAUCAGCUGCGGCAACUGGAAGCUAAGCACCGCCAAGAGGAGCCUCUGGUACAGUCCUGGUCCUUGGCCGAUCUCACGCAGAACAUACCAGAGAUCAAUUGGCAAGGUUACUUUCAUGAGCUGUUGUCGGGGCAUCUGGAGGGGGUGCUUUUCGAGGUCAGCGAUGUGGAUUACUUGCGUGAGCUUGGUCAGCUUUUGAGCAAUACCAGUAGAAGCACCAUUAAUCUCUAUCUCCGACUGCGUCUCACCGUUCUGCUGAAGCAGUCGGCACCAGCCAUGCGCAACCCCAAGACAUGCAUUCACCACAUGCGGGCCCUGCUCCCCUUGGGCAUGAACUACCUGUAUAAACGCCAUGUGUACAGGCACAGGGAUUUGUUGGACACCAAACAGCUGCUGCUGAUCUUCGAUAGCCUCAAGAUUAUGUUCGGCAGUUACUUGAAUGCCAAUCGCCUGCAGCUAAGUGCAGAACAACUGUCUUAUGUGAUGAAAAAGCUGGGGGCUAUGAAGCUGCGAGUGGGGAAUCUUCCAGAGGAGACGUCACAUACCUUCUACGAUAGCCACUAUGAAAGCGCCAAUUUCUCGGACUCCCUCUUUCUGGGGAACAUCCUCGAGGCCUUGAGUCUGCGCACCCGACUCCAGCACGAUGCUCUCCGGCUUCCACACUCCCGAUUGGACCUGCACCGCUACUAUGUCAACGAUGAUGUGGUCAAGGCCCGUACCUCCCCCUUCUACGAGAACGAGCGGAACACGAUCACUGUGCCCCUGAUCUUUCUGCAGUGGCCCCUCUUCGAUAGCCGCCAGCACCAUAUCUUCCAGUUCAGCUUGAUAGGCGGUGUCCUGGCCCAUGAGCUGACCCAUGCCUUCGAACAGGAGGGCAUUCUCUUCGAUGCCGAUGGCAAUGAGUCGCCUGUGGGAUUGCAGAUUCGCGAGACGAAGGGCUUCCAGAACGCCAUCAAAUGCGCUGCCCGAACGCCAGCAGUGUCGCUUAAGGAACGUCUGGCCGAUCUCAAUGGCCUCCAGCUAGCCUACGAUACCUUUUUUGGGCCGAACCACAACUCCCAGAAAUUCGAAUAUCGUCCCUAUGCAUUUGAGAGCGAAUUCAAAGCACCGCAGCUGUUCCACCUGAGCUACGCGCAGUUCUUCUGCGGCAUCCUGCCGCCGGUGCUCGGUCAUGAUAGGGACGAUGUGCGUGUCAAUUUGAGCGUUCGAAAUUUACGUCAAUUCUCGUUGGAUUUUAAGUGUCCCCCGCCAGCAGUGCAGUCGCCCCCUGUGUGUGAAUUGUGGCGCCCAAUAUAAUCAUCUACUUUGGUGUCAGUUUAAGUUUUGUCUCGAAUGCAUUUAAAUAUCUAAAAAGUAAUACAAUGUUCAAGCUGAUCGACAGCGCGAUGCCAUGUAGUUUUAGAAUACAAGAAAAUUGUGUGAUUAUUUGACAAUUAAUAAAUUAUAGGUCAAUCGCCAGGAAAGCUCAA